This is a messenger RNA of Spinacia oleracea (spinach), 1018 nucleotides long. RefSeq lists its product as uncharacterized. The record is from RefSeq and is a predicted model, not a curated record. The transcript is spliced from 6 exons. Bases 525 to 905 code for a protein of 126 amino acids. Lineage: Eukaryota; Viridiplantae; Streptophyta; Magnoliopsida; Caryophyllales; Amaranthaceae.
UUCGAAUGUCAGAAAACCCCCAAAACCUUCUCUCUCUUCAGAAAACCCUUCAAAAAAAGGAAACCCUCGAUCUCUCUUAGUCUCUCUCCUCAAAACCUUCUCUCUCUCUCUCUCUCUACCUCUGAGAUCGGAUUCUUUUCGUUUAAUGGCAAAAGUUUAGGCGAAUCCACCACCGUCGGCUCUUCCGGCAUCUCCCAAAACUCCACCGUAAACCUCCACUUCAAGCUCCUUGGCGGCGGCAGCAAUGGCGGCUCAACUUGCACGGAGUCAUGGGAUUGCUGCUUGAAUAUGCAUGUACGCCGAUCGAGAUGCCAGAUAGAGGGGACUCAAUCAUACCAAUUUGGUUGUUGCAAGUGCUGGAGAUGAUAAGAAGAUUACAUUGUGGCGUAAAAAUGGGCAGAUUUGGUUGUUGCAAGUGCUCGAGCUCCACAAGAGCCUUUACCACACCGAUGAUGUUCCUCAAGGAGAGUUGAGGUUGUUGCAAGAUUGAAGUCAUUGGAGGAAGGUUGAAGCUCGAUAAAGUCAUGAAGGCAUUGCUGGAACAUAAGGCAGAAGGUCACCCGGAAAAUGAAGGUUUUUGGAGAUUUCAGGGCCGACCUCAGUUUCUUCAUAAUUGCGUAGAAGAUCAGAAUGUGGGAAGAGAUAUAAUUGUUCAUCGUGUUCGCAGGAACAUCAAAAACAAAAAAGAUAUGCCUACUGCUGGACCAAUAGGUCCGGUUGAUUGGAAUGUAGUUGAAGUGAAACUGGACCAACAUUCUGGAAGCAAAGCUGAGAGUCUGAGACCACUGACCCAAUUCUUAGAGGCAAGAUUAUGGCUCAAGUUACUGCUACUUAUGCAGUUGCAAGGUUCUACAAGCUUCAACUUGCUUGCUACAGGCUACCAUCUGAUUUAUGUAAUUAAUUAAGUUCGUCUUUUUUUCCGAUCAUGCACUAAAUAAACCAAAUGCUUCCCUCUUUGGUAUUGUCAUUUGUGAUUUGUGAUCUGUGAUCAAUAAAAUAGAAAAGGAGGAUGCUCCCU